GCAAACGUAAGGCACAGAAGUAGCAACAAACAUUCAAUGUCAUGAAGUUCUGUGAUGUUAGCUAGGGACAGACGACAGAAAUCUUCAAAACAUGAUAGUGUUUGUCAGGUUUAACUCCAGCCAUGGCUUCCCGGUGGAGCUGGAGGAGGUGGCGAGCGUGGCCGAGUUAAAGGAGGUGGUGGGGCGGCAGCAGGGGGUGCGGCCGGAGAGGCUGAGGGUCAUCUUUGCUGGAAGGGAGCUGCGCAGCGACUGCACCCUCCAGGGGUGCGACCUCCCUGAACAGAGCACGGUCCACGUGGUGCUGCCCCGCCCCGGAUCGGCCAGCGGGUCGGAUUCGGUCCUGCGGACCCGGCUGGCCCGGGGAGUGGACAGCCUGACCCGUCUGGACCUCAGCGCCUCCCGGCUGCCCACGUCUUCAGAUGGCCUGGCCGUCAUCCUGGAGACGGAUGAGCGCAGGCAGGGGGACGCAGCCGCACAAACAGAGUCUAGACCCCGCAGCAGCUUCUACGUGUUCUGUAAGACCGUGUGCAAAGCCAUCCGGCCGGGGAAGCUGAGAGUCCGCUGCAAAAACUGCAAGCAAGGAACGCUGACGCUGAGUCGGGGGCCAUCUUGCUGGGAUGAUGUCCUCCUUCCUGACAGGAUUCCCGGACUCUGUCAGUCCCAGGACUGCGAAGGCAGAGUGGCAGAAUUCUACUUGAAAUGUGCUGCCCAUCCCACCUGUGACGAUGACACCUCCGUGGCCCUGGACCUGAUCACCCCCAACGUCCGGGGCAUCCCCUGUAUCGCUUGCACCGACGUUGUGAGUCCAGUGCUGGUGUCACAGUGUCCAGACCGCCAUGUCAUCUGUCUGGAUUGCUUCCACUUGUACUGUGUAACCCGACUGAACGAGCGGCAGUUUAUCCACGACUCAGACAUUGGCUACUCCCUACCCUGUGCAGCCGGCUGUCCCAACUCCCUAAUUAAAGAGGUCCAUCAUUUCCGGGCCCUUGGUGAGGAGCAGUACGAGCGGUACCAGCGCUACGCGGCAGAGGAGUGCGUGCUGCAGAUGGGCGGGGUCCUGUGCCCCGCCCCAGGCUGCGGGGCGGGGCUUCUCCCUGACAACGGCCAGCGGAGGAUACAGUGUCAGAACGGUGGUGGACUGGGCUGCGGGUUUGUGUUCUGCCGGGACUGUAAGGAGGAGUUCCACGAGGGGCCGUGUCAAAUGAGGUCACCUCCAGGGACGGGUGCAGCGCUCCAGGGCUACGUCGUGGAUGAGGAGGCGGCGCGACGUGCUCGCUGGGAGCAGGCCUCCCGGGAGACCAUAGACGAGACGACCCGGCCGUGCCCGCAGUGCCGCGUUCCUGUGGAGAAGAACGGCGGCUGCAUGCACAUGGUGUGCCCACGAGCCCAGUGCCGCUACGAGUGGUGCUGGCUGUGCCGCGUCGAGUGGAACCGCGAGUGCAUGGGAAACCACUGGUUCGGCUGAACCGGGCCCGUCCCGCGCCAGGACGCCGCCCGGCCCGAAGACCCGACCUGCCCAGGGGGACACCAGAGCAUGCUGGGACUCAGGGAACCGGAACAAGGAGAUUUUUACAGCAAACUCCUGUCUCCUUGUAACGGGAGACACCUUGGACAGUGACGUUUCAAUGUAACGCAAACAACUGCGUCUUCACAGAACUCAUAAAUUUUAC
Messenger RNA from Megalops cyprinoides (Indo-Pacific tarpon), 1670 nucleotides. RefSeq names its product parkin RBR E3 ubiquitin protein ligase (gene prkn). Gene Ontology annotation, cellular component: endoplasmic reticulum; mitochondrion; ubiquitin ligase complex. The coding region runs from base 92 to 1465 and encodes 457 amino acids. The transcript is spliced from 12 exons. The record is from RefSeq and is a predicted model, not a curated record. Gene Ontology annotation, biological process: regulation of apoptotic process; autophagy of mitochondrion; ubiquitin-dependent protein catabolic process. NCBI's taxonomy places the organism in Eukaryota, Metazoa, Chordata, Actinopteri, Elopiformes, Megalopidae. Gene Ontology annotation, molecular function: zinc ion binding; ubiquitin conjugating enzyme binding; ubiquitin protein ligase activity.